Molecule: messenger RNA, 1042 nt
Organism: Populus nigra (black poplar)
Lineage: Eukaryota; Viridiplantae; Streptophyta; Magnoliopsida; Malpighiales; Salicaceae
Exons: 3
Coding region: 70-732 (220 amino acids)
Source: RefSeq, a predicted model, not a curated record
CAAACUGUCUUAGUCUCCCGGCACAGGCACUCCCUCCCUUCUCACCUUGCAACACACAGUCUCUCAAUAAUGGCAACAUCAACUGCAGCGGCAGCAGGAACAUCAACAGCAACAAGAAGGAGGAGGAGUUGGGUAAGCAAUCUAACAUCAUACGCAGCUCGCAUCUAUUUCUUCAUCAUCUUUCUCCAGGUCCCCCUUUUCAGGAUACCAUGUAGAUCAGGCAUGUGCUCAACGCCAAUCCAUGUGACAUCCUCCCAGUUGAUUGCUAGUGAGAUCUUUCCUGUUCCUGUAGUGAAAGCUCUUCUCUACCCUGGAGCCGUUGUGAAUGGUCUUGUAAGGAACAUGACUGUUCCGAGCUGGGAUAAGCUGUUGAAUAUCUAUAACUUGACCAGUGCGAAGGAAGCACCUGCAGUAACUGAUCUUCAGCGCUUAGAGGUUCUUGCUGGAAGCUACUUUUCUGUGGCUGGAGCUCUUGUUGGCAUUCUAAAACCUGGGAGGAUGAGCAUGUUUGGAACACUUCUUAUUAUCUGGGGGCUUGUCAAGGAAGGGAUCCUGGGAAAGCCAGCGAAUACAGAUCCUGCUAAGGCUGUAUAUGUAUACCCAACAAUGUUGAUUGCCUUGGUCUGUGCCUUCUCGGCUGUGAAGUAUGAUAUGAAGAAGGUUGUGAGAAGUGCCCCGCCUCGGCCCAUUGCAAAGCCUCUGCAGAGAUCUUCAAAAUCUAAGCUGAAAUGAGAUUCACGCUUCAAUUUUAAAUGAUGUUCCUUUUACUGCUAAACUUCCCAGGGUUGAUUGGGUGAAAUUUUAUCUAUUUCUGCCAAAAGCAUUUUUGAGAUCUUACAAUAGAUCUGAUAUUAAAUCUCAGUGGGAAAUAUGUUGAUCACAAAACUGAGGAAUCUAUAGCCAGAGUCCAGAUCAAGAACCUUAUUUGAACUUCUUUUGAAUGUCAAGGAGAAAUGGUUUAAGGAAAUGCAAGUUUUAUCACUUGUAUUACUGUAUGAUUCCACAUUGCUUUUAAGAUUUCAGACUUUCCUGUUCUUCUCCA